AUGUCCGACGAGUUUGAACGAUUAAACGAAGUAACUGAAAAGUUCAUCGAAGCACUUACCGCCCGUAUUCAAAGAUCUUCAAGGCCCCGAUCAAUGUAUAAAAGUGUUCCCAAUACCUAUGAUAUACAAGAAGAAAGAGGUAAAGAAGAGGUAGUUUACAUACCUUACCUAACAAUGACGCCCCAAGAAAAAAAUGAAGGAACCAAAGGAUAUAAAAACAUAAAUACGAAAGAAAAAAUGAGACUAAAAAACAAACCUAAAGAAUCGAUUAAGUCGGAACCAAAUGAAUGGAACCAGAAGAAGGAAGAAGAAAUACGAACCUCACCCAUAAAGCUUGAAGACAUCAACGAUGAUGAAACUGACAACAAAAGUGAUCGCGAAAUGUUGGUUGGUGAUGACAGUAGUGAUGAGAAGGUGAACAGUUUUCUAUCCGAAAGGUCUCUGGAAAAAGAAGUCCUGCAACCUUAG
Molecule: messenger RNA, 468 nt
Organism: Racocetra fulgida
Lineage: Eukaryota; Fungi; Glomeromycota; Glomeromycetes; Diversisporales; Gigasporaceae
Source: the annotation of a GenBank genome assembly